Messenger RNA from Gasterosteus aculeatus aculeatus (three-spined stickleback), 3743 nucleotides. The record is from RefSeq and is a predicted model, not a curated record. Lineage: Eukaryota; Metazoa; Chordata; Actinopteri; Perciformes; Gasterosteidae.
CCUGGACAGAAUACCCGGAUGUGACUGUUGCAUGCAGCAGACGGCGAUUCGUCCAUCGGGAAACAGAUGUUUUUCACGUUAAAACAUCGCGGAGAAUAAAAACGUUGCCGCACGGAGAUUUUACCGAGCGUUCUGAUUUCACCUCACCGGUGUAGAGUCACAUAAAUCACGGUCUGGGCCGGCCCGCUGAGAGGAGUAGGCGGGAUGAGCGGAGCCGCUCUGGCCAUCGAGAUCGUGGUGGUGUUUUUCCUGGCGCUGUUCCUCCUGCAUCGGUAUGGAGACUUCCGGAGGCAGCAGCGCAUGGUGCUGUUCGGCACGCUGCUGGCCUGGUACCUGUGCUUCCUCAUCGUCUUCAUCCUCCCGCUGGACGUCAGCACUACCAUCUACAAGCAGUGUAAGAUAGACCAAGAGGGACACGCCCCAGCCAAUCACACGCCGGCGAACGCCUCCGUCACGCCAACUGAGAGCAAACUGAAGCCCUGCUACAAGCCAUGGAGCUACAUCCCAGAUGGCAUCAUGCCCGUGUUCUGGAGGGUGGUGUACUGGACGUCCCAGUGUCUCACAUGGCUGCUGCUUCCUUUCAUGCAAUCCUACGCUCGCUCAGGAGGCUUCUCCAUCGCCGGGAAAAUCAAGACGGCUCUGAUAGAGAACGCCAUUUAUUACGGGACCUACCUGCUGAUCUUCGGCUCGCUGCUCAUCUACGUGGCCGUUCAUCCAGAGUGGCACCUGUCCUGGUACGAGCUGCAGACCAUCGGCAUCACGGCGGCCAACACCUGGGGCCUGUUCCUGCUGGUGCUGCUGCUGGGCUACGGCCUGGUGGAGAUCCCCCGGUCCUACUGGAACGCCUCCAGACACGGACACCUGCUCAUCAAGACCUACUUCAAGGCCUCCAAGCUGAUGACGGAGAAGGCGGAUGCGGAGGAGAACCUGGAAGACGUCAUGGAGGAGGUGAGAAAAGCCAGCGAGUCCAUCAAGUACAACCACCCGCUGAGGAAGUUCAUCGAUACCAUUCUCCGAAAGUGUCCAGUGGAAUACCAGGAGAAGAUGGGCCGCAACAUGGACGACUACGAGGACUUUGAUGACAAUCAGAACACUUACCCCAGCGAGAAGAGCCUGGUGAAGCUCCACAAACGGGUGAUCUACGCGGUCCAGAGACACAACAGGACUCGGGUCCAGUGGCAGAUCCUCCUGCAGCAGGCGGUCCACCUGGAGGACGUGGCCAAGAACGAGACCAGCACCACCCACCAGUUCGUCCACAGCUUCUCCCCCCCCGGACCCCCUGGCUGGUUCAGUAGGUACCUGUAUACGCCGACCGCAGAGUGGUUCUGGGAGUGUCUCCUGAGGUGCUGGUUCUACCGGCUGCUGUCCGUGGUCCUGAUGGCGUUCAGCGUGGCCGUGGUCUGGUCUGAGUGCACCUUCUUCAGCACGCGUCCCGUCCUCUCUCUGUUCGCUGUGUUCAUCCAGCUGGCCGAGAGAGACUACAACUACCUGUACAUCGAGAUGGCGUGCUUCGUCACCAUCUUCUUCCUGUGUACCUGCGUUUACUCCACCGUGUUCCGGAUCCGGGUGUUCAACUACUACUACCUGGCGUCGCACCACCAGACGGACGCCUACAGCCUCCAGUUCAGCGGCAUGUUGUUCUGCCGGCUGACGCCUCCUCUUUGUCUCAACUUCCUGGGUUUGAUCCACAUGGACUCGGCAAUCUCCCACCAGAAGAAGGAGCAGACGGCGUACACCUCUAUCAUGGGAUCCAUGCGAGUCCUGUCCUUCAUCGCUAACGGCUUCUACAUCUACUACCCCAUGCUGAUCGUCCUCCUCUGCAUCGCCACCUACUUCAGUCUGGGGACCCGCUGCCUGAACCUCCUGGGCUUCCAGCAGUUCGUGGGCGACAGCGAGAUGACCUCUGACCUGAUCGACGAGGGGAAGGAGCUGAUCCGCCGAGAGAAGAGGAAGCGCCAGAGGACUGAAGACGGAGAGAACCGGCGCAGGGUGAUAGAGGAGCGCUAUGGAAACCAGAGAGACGACCACACGGCGAGGAACCGCACCAGUCACGAGCUGAAGGAGACCAGUUACUCCGACACGGUGACGGCCGGCACGCCAGACGUGAGUCAAGCCAAGUACUCCCGCUCGGGGAGGGACUGCAUCGAGCUGCUGCAGGACGCCGAGCCGCUGGACUUCGACGAGUCGCUGACCGACGACCCUGUGGAGGCGGAGCCUAGCAGACACGCGGGAGGACGGUACCUGUCCAUGUCCUCGUCUCACAGCCGGAUAUUUGACGACGUGUGAUGCUGGGCCUGGGGGAGGAGCCGCGGACAGGAAGUGGACGUUAUUGCACAGUAAAGACGAGGAAGCAGCGUUCAGGCCUCUGACAUCAGCACGUGGAUCCGCAUGGCGGUCUGAGCGCACGGCGUCGCUUUGUGUACCUGUUGUUUAUUUACCUGUAUGAUCGUCACUGAUGACAGAUCAAUAAGUGCGUGUGAAAGGUUUAGUCCGUCCUCUCUUCACAUCUUCACACCUAUACACGUAUAUGUAUAUAUAUAUAUAUGUAUAUAUUUUAGGGCAUCGUGUUUUACUCUAAAAAAUAUCCAUAUUCCAUCUUUAAGAUUCCCUUGAUUGAAGAUUGAACAAGUGUUCAAAUGCUCUUUUUAAUCCCUUUACUUCUUCUGAGACGUAUUUAGAAUAAAAGCAGCAAGCUGAAUGUUCAGUGAACGUUAACGUCAGUGAGCUUUGGCCACGCCCACCUGUGAUGUCACAGCGUACCUCAGCUGAAAGCUAGAUAUCAUAUUGGCGAUAUAUGAUUUCGUCCAUGAGCUACGAGAGAAGUGAUGAAUAUUGACCACAAAUUUAGACAAAUACUUUUCAUUUGACUUUGAGUAAGUCAUGACGCUUCUUCUUAAUCAUAGUUCACCUGGUUUACCCACAUACAUUUAAAUUAGGUUUUUCAUUUUUGAAAUGACAUUUGUAAAGAGAAAGAGGCAAAGACCUUCAAAGGGACCAGCCUGUGUUUCAUUAGCUAUUAGUCACUUUAAUGAUUACUCUUUAAAAUGCUGAAUACAUCUUUACUCAUUUCUAACCCUUCUCUGUAGACACGGUGACCAAUCAGAUUCAAAUCAAUCCCAAACAAUACUUCAGAGCUCUGAAGUCAGUAAACCUUUCAAAUAAAUGUUGUACUUAUAAUUUACAUGUGGUCAUUUACAUGGAAAUCAAAAUGUUCUCAUGUUCACUGAGCCGAGCCUGAAGGCAUCAUGAUGUAACUGAAGUGAACAUCCAUGAUGUCAUCAUCAAUGAUUUCACUAAACUUUAUGAUAAACGUGUUGGGGGGGGGGCACUGCUCAGGUGCAUAACAGUCUGUUACACCACUAAAGUAGAGUGAAACACAGGUGUGUCCCGUUAAGGACGUUAGCAUGUAGCUACCUUAGCAUGUGGUGGACUCUGCUGGCAGGUUCAGCCCAGCUCCUGUAAAGCCGGAGCGACUGACCUGAGAUCAGCGACGGGUCCUGCAGGUGUCAAUUUGUAUCAUGGGUUUUAUAUAAAAUAUGAAUGAUUGACAGAAAGCAUUAAAGUGACUUUGUAUUUAUUGGUAACUCUUUGUUUCCUGAUUGGUCUGAUGAAGUAUUGAUGUUCUGUAUUUAUUGAUCUCUUUGUUGUAGUGAAUUAUCAAAAGAUUAUUAGUUUUAUUAUCGUGGGCUUCUCUGCUGCAAGUGAUCAAGUGUCAAUAAAAAUGAUCAAAGUGUUGAAGGCUG